Messenger RNA from Sparassis crispa, 480 nucleotides. RefSeq lists its product as hypothetical. Bases 1 to 480 code for a protein of 159 amino acids. Lineage: Eukaryota; Fungi; Basidiomycota; Agaricomycetes; Polyporales; Sparassidaceae. The transcript has 6 exons. The record is from RefSeq and is a predicted model, not a curated record.
AUGGUGGUGGGCCGAUCGCUCAGAAAUACUCCUAUGGCAACCGAUGGGCCGACAUCCGCUGGCUGUCCAGUUCAUGACAAUGUCAGGGGGAAAGAGGUUGCCGCUGUGGGUGAUGCUGUCGGUGUGGAGGUCAGGCGUGAGGGUGACAAGGUCGUCGCAGACUGUGAGGAUGCGGUUGACGAGCAGUGCGCAGACAGUGUGCGCAAACGCGAUGAUGAGAGCGAUGCAGAUGCGGAAGGAGAGGACGAUGACAAGGAGGAUGGCGGAAGCAUUAAAGAGGUGGUGAAGGUGAUGAGGGGUAGAAAAUGGAAACAAGGCCCGCAUGCAUCUACAUCUACGUCGAACACCAAGGCUAUGGGACGGGCGGUUAACAAAAAGUGUGUGUCGCGGUCAGUGUCGUGGAGAAGCGGUGCACCUGCGCUACUGCUCAACCACGGAAGUCUCUUCGCACCUGCAAUUAAUCCUCAGUUGAUCCUUUAG